Molecule: messenger RNA, 1040 nt
Organism: Glycine soja
Lineage: Eukaryota; Viridiplantae; Streptophyta; Magnoliopsida; Fabales; Fabaceae
Exons: 3
Coding region: 76-633 (185 amino acids)
Molecular function (GO): ureidoglycolate hydrolase activity
Source: RefSeq, a predicted model, not a curated record
UGAUUCUUUGUCAUACACAGCAUCAUCUUCUACCUUGUGUUGUGUCUGUUUGUGUGAGUGGCAUAGGCAUAACCAAUGGACGCCACGAAGGUAGUGACGCUGAAAGCAAUCGAAGCAACUCCGUCAACCUUCAAAGACUACGGUCAGGUCAUCGAGGCUUCGCCGGACGGCCAGGAAUUUGGUUCCCACGAUGCUCAACUCGACCUUUCUCAAGGAACUCCAAGGUUCUACAUUAUGCAUAUUGAAAAUCGCCCGCUUAAGUUUUCUAGUAUUACACAUCAUGCAAGCGUGACUCAGUGCCUCGGGUCUAUUGGUGGCCAUGUUUGGUAUCUUGGAGUGGCCAAGUCAUCCAUUGUUGAUUCAAAUGAAAUCAAGGAUGGCACAAGCAAGAAGAUUGUGCAGUCACCUUCCGGUCAUUCAUAUGUGCCUCCAGCCAUUGAGGAUGUCCAAGUUUUCAAGGUUGCAGGUUCCAAAUUUCUUAAGCUUAACCGGGGAACAUGGCAUGCUGGCCCUCUAUUUAAGGCAGCUGCAAUCGACUUUUACAAUCUAGAACUGAGCAACACAAAUGUAAUUGAUCAUACCACACACAGCUUUGAAAAUGACAAUGGAGUGGUCUUUUUAAUUGAUGAGUAACUUCAUAGUUUACCACCGAGCAUAUGGAUCAAUGAUUGUUCAAGCUUAAUCAGAGGUCUCAGCAUUCGAAUUUGGGUAUAUACCUGCUUUAAAUACUCGGAGGAAGAGUUUUGCAGUUUAUAGUUGUCCUAUCUGACUCGAAGAGAAUUGCUUCCGGUAGAAGAUAUUUGUAAUCUAAACCAAAAAAAAAAAUCGUAGUUUUAUCUAGUUUCCAUCAUUUCAACUGCUUCUGCAUAUUGUAUAUCAUUAAAUGACGAUGUCAUAUAUAUGUUGUUUCUGGGAACUUCAGGUGUUGCUUCAUAUGGUGUCAUUAGUAGAAGAUUCCAUUUUACCUGUAUACUGUUCUGCAACAAGGUAGUCACUAGUUGACGUAUAAAGGGCCAAAUAUGCAUCAUUUCUUAUUUGCA